Messenger RNA from Adineta ricciae, 1359 nucleotides. The record is from the annotation of a GenBank genome assembly. Lineage: Eukaryota; Metazoa; Rotifera; Eurotatoria; Adinetida; Adinetidae.
AUGACGGGUCAAAAUUUAACGUUUGUAAACGGAAUCGAGUCUGACUCGAUGAAUCCGUUCGAUGAAACUCUAAGUUCGUUGAUAUUUUUUACCGUUGUUUACGUACUCGUUCUUAUAUCUGGUCUCGUCGGCAAUUUUAUUGUGCUUUUUGUCACAUUGAAAAACAAUGACUUAAAGCAUUUUACCAAUUAUUUUUUCGCUAAUCUCAGCGCGGCUGACGUUAUCGUUCUGCUAUUUUGCAUUCCAACUGCUAUACACGAUAUCUGGGCGAAAGAUCAAUGGUAUAUGGGUAAAUUUUUCUGCUUAAGCAACCAAUAUAUUGAAAGUUGCGCGACAAGUGUAUCAUCGUUAACUAUCAUGGCAAUUAGUUUUGAACGUUUCAUCGCAAUAUGUGAACCAUUCAAAGUACAUGAUAUAUUCAAUGAAACAUUAACAUUAAUCACAAUUCUUCUAAUUUGGGCAAUCGGUCUAAUAUUUUCUCUGCCAUUUGUCAUCUUCGUCGAGUACAAUCCACAUUUCAAUCCAGGGGAGUUCGUCAAUGACACUAGCAGUCUAGUUACAAUUUGUCGAUUAGAUGCGAACUCAAGUUUAGCACGCACUUGUAUAACCUGGUUCAUCGUCAUGCUUAUAUUUGUACCAUUUUUUGUUUUAACGUAUAUUUAUACACGAAUCAUCGUGGAAUUAGUUCGACAUCGUGCUGCACGUUUGCGUACAAUGAGAAAAAGUCAGCAACAGCAACUUGAUGAAGAAACCAACAGUGUGAAUAAUGGUUUAGUCCUAACAAACGAUCAGCAAACAUCGAAUUCAUUUCUUUCUUACAAAAGUUUCGAGCAAAAGCGUUUGAACACAGUGAUUAUUUGCGUUGUUACCGUGGCUUUUUUUGCUUGUCAAUUUCCAGUGCGUAUUAUUCAAUUAACUGACAUGUACAUGCGUGUUCAAAAUGAGGAAGUAAUGUCUCACUUAGCAUGGAUCUGGUUAUGGAAACUAUCUAAAUUACUUUUCUUUCUUAAUUUUACAGCAAAUCCAAUUAUUUAUAAUAUCUUAUCGACCAAAUUCCGUCGGUCAUGUCGUCGCUAUUUACAAAUUCAUCGCUCGUUGAGUUUUGGAACCAAUUCAUCACGAAAAACGAGUAUUACUUCAUUUCUUUAUUUGAACAUAUAUAAGAAUCGUCGCCGACAAAGUAGUUUACAGAAUAAUCAACAGCAGUAUCCGUUUAAUCACCAUCAAAAGUUCAAUUUGAUACGUGCGCAUUACGAUAGUGAAAACCGAGAUUUAGUCACCGUUGGAAAUAAUGACGAGAUCUUUGUUCCGACAUUUCAAGUUUUGAAUGAAGAAGAAAAUGAAAAUAUCGUUCAAUAA